Molecule: messenger RNA, 2448 nt
Organism: Girardinichthys multiradiatus
Lineage: Eukaryota; Metazoa; Chordata; Actinopteri; Cyprinodontiformes; Goodeidae
Gene: samd8a
Product: sterile alpha motif domain containing 8
Exons: 6
Coding region: 241-1467 (408 amino acids)
Biological process (GO): ceramide biosynthetic process
Cellular component (GO): endoplasmic reticulum membrane; Golgi membrane
Molecular function (GO): ceramide cholinephosphotransferase activity; protein binding; sphingomyelin synthase activity
Source: RefSeq, a predicted model, not a curated record
UUAGCUGAAGCUAAUCAGUGCGCAGCUAUUCUGAACAUUAGUGCAUCGGCUUGUCAACAGUAAGCUAGUCAGCGUGAAUCUUGGCCAAAAUGAUUUCCACCGAGCCAGUGUCGUUGCUAAAGGCUCCGCUAGAAGGGUGUCGGGUCAUUUUUGAGAGACGCCUGUUAGUUAGUUAGCUGAAUAAAUAAGCUCCGUGUCGUCUUCAGGUGGAUCUCAAACCGCCUUUGGCGUGAGAAGAAAAUGACCCAGCUCAGCGUCCGUCAUUGGACGCCUAAAUACGUUGCCAGGUGGCUAAAAGAGGAAGGCUUCUGCGACUAUGUCGACCUGCUGUGCAACAAGCAUCGACUGGAUGGCACCAGUCUGCUUGCCCUCAGUGAAUACGACCUCCGCUCACCUCCUCUGGAGCUCAAGGUGCUGGGCGACAUCAAGAGGCUGAUGAUGUCGAUCCGCAAGUUGCAGAAGCAGAACAUUGAUCUGCUGGAGGAGCUGGGCGUCCCUUUCGGUGGCCUCUCUCCGUCGAGCUCCGGAAGCAACUUGGAAUGGCUGUGUAAUGGAGACCCCGGCAGAGACUGUGACAGCACCAACACCGCUCCGGUGGGGGAGGAGUACCAGCAGUACACCAAUGGGAAGUACAAGCAGCAGAUGAGGCGCCUGGAUCCUGAGUACUGGAAGACAGUUCUUAGCUCUGUUUAUGUGGUGUUUGUGUUCGGGUUCACAUCCUUUGUCAUGGUCAUAGUCCACGAAAGGGUCCCCGACAUGCGCACUUACCCCCCACUGCCUGACAUUUUCCUCGACAGCGUGCCAAGGAUACCAUGGGCCUUUGCUAUGGCCGAGGCGUGUGGAGUGAUUCUCUGUAACAUCUGGCUGCUCGUUCUUCUGCUGCAUAAACACAGGUCCAUCCUUUUGCGACGCAUGUGCAGCCUGAUGGGGACAGUUUUCAUGCUGCGAUGCAUCACCAUGUUUGUCACCUCCCUGUCCGUCCCAGGGCAGCAUUUGCAAUGCACCGGCAAGAUGUAUGGUGACAUGUGGGCCAAGCUGCAGCGGGCUGUGGCCAUUUGGAGUGGUUUUGGGAUGACCCUGACCGGGGUGCACACAUGUGGGGACUACAUGUUCAGCGGCCACACAGUUGUCCUCACAAUGCUUAACUUCUUUGUCACAGAGUACACUCCACGAAGCUGGAACUUCAUUCACACCUUGUCUUGGGUCCUCAACCUCUUUGGGAUCUUCUUCAUCUUGGCGGCCCACGAACACUACUCCAUUGACGUGUUCAUAGCCUUCUACAUCACUACCAGACUCUUCCUGUACUACCACACUCUGGCAAAUACUCGGGCGUACCAGCAGAGUCGGCGAGCCCGCAUCUGGUUUCCCAUGUUCUCCUUCUUCGAGUGCAACGUCAAUGGACCCGUCCCCAACGAGUACUGCUGGCCCUUCUCCUGUCCUGCCGUGAUGAAGUGGCUGAUUGGAUAACAAGCUGUGCCAUCGCCUGCUUUUUUGUCUUGUUUUGUGAAGUUACCAACUAAGGAGGCGUGCGACAUCCUCGACAAAGACACCCGAUGUGAAGCUCAGAGCCAAACAUGUUGUUGUUUUGGAGCUCACCUCUGACCUGCUUCGUCAAAUUAACAGUUUUUAGGCAGAUUGGACGAAAUCUACAACAAACUCAAUCGUUUGGUGUUUAAUUAAACAUAGUGGAUAUACAGCACACUAAAUGUUUUUUUUUUUUUUCUCCAAGAGGAAUAUCAUUUCAUGUAGCAUGGAUUGCAUUUUAUGUAGCUCCCUAUAGAAAUCAUCGUUAGGAAGGUCUUUAGACAUUGAUUUCAUUAGUGCCCUCUGCAUUUUCUAAAAUCAUAAUUUUUUUCACUAAUGUUAACAUAGCCUAAUUUCCUAGAAAGUAUUACCUUCUAGAAAAUGUAAUAAUCAGCCAAAUACAUGAAAAGAAACAAUUUUUGUUUUCUUUAAAAUAUGUCUUAAAUAUUCCUUGCCAAUUAAGAGAUUUCACUCUAGAAAUAAUUCCAUAUUUGCUGUUGCAUAUCGGUGUAAUUUUAGGUGAAAGAAAUCUCCAUGCACUAUAAAUUACAAGACUAAGACCAAUUUCUGUGCUUUCUGCAAUAUUAUUCCUUUGACUUUAAUCAGAACCUAAAAAGAAAUUUUAAUGUAUUUGUUUAUAUUUAUAUUUUAAAUGUCAAUAGAUAUUUUUAUACUUCCCCUAUACAUAGUUGCAGAAACAUGUACAUGGAGAGAUAUGUUUACAGUUGCUUUGAACAGUGUGUUAAGUGUAGACUUCAAGUUGUGCUGUUUCAUUGAAAGUUGCCAUUGUAAUUGCAGCUUGUUAGAAACGUGAUGGAUCGAACAAUCCAAAAUAUUCUUUCAUUCAGAAAGGUUGAUGUGUUCAGCGCCUCAUUGCUUUUUUUUUUGGUAAUUUCUUUCAUUAAAGAACUGGAAAAACUAAAA